Molecule: messenger RNA, 1925 nt
Organism: Colletotrichum phormii
Lineage: Eukaryota; Fungi; Ascomycota; Sordariomycetes; Glomerellales; Glomerellaceae
Product: NCS1 nucleoside transporter
Exons: 2
Coding region: 204-1925 (573 amino acids)
Biological process (GO): nucleobase transport; transmembrane transport
Cellular component (GO): plasma membrane
Molecular function (GO): nucleobase transmembrane transporter activity
Source: RefSeq, a predicted model, not a curated record
GGGUGUAAUUUGGUAUAAGUCGCUGUCAAAGCAGCAUUGAGCUCCUCGGGGUGUGUCCCUUUUGCAUUUGCGUUCAUGCAACUUGUACGGGUGGGCGGGCAUUGCUUCUUCAGAAGUGAUCAUCACAGUCGGGCAUCCAUAGUUCGAGCAUCAUCCGGCCUCCGGAAUCAAGCGUGCCAUAACGGCGCACCCACACACCAGAGAUGGGCCUCCUAAACCGCCUCCGCGUCCCCGCCGCCGGCGGCACCACCGAAAUCCACGGCCGCGACGCCCUGCUCGAAAAUGACGACCUCCGCCCCCUCAAGCUCGCCGACCGCACCUGGACCCAAUGGACCUACUUCACCUUCUGGUUCUCCGCCACCGCCACCGUAUCAAACUGGUACGCCUCCUCCACCGCCCAGGCCCUCGGCCUCUCCAUGUGGGAGUCCCUCGCCUGCGCUUUCGGGGGCCAGUGCCUCAUCGCCGCCAUCAUCACCCUUAACGGUCGGCCGGGCAGCUGUUACCACGUCGGAUACCCCGUCGUCUGCCGGGCCGCGUUCGGCGUCUACGGCGCGUGGUGGCCGACGUUCAAUCGUGCCGUUAUGGCUAUUGUCUGGAAUGGCGUGAAUGCCGUGCAAGGGGGCCAGUGCAUCUACGUGAUGCUCCACGCCAUCAUCCCGGGUAUCGCAAACAUUCCCAACACAAUGGGCGAGGGAUCAGCGCUCACGACGGCGGGGAUGAUUGGCUUCGUCAUCUUCUGGCUCAUCACCUGUGCCUUCCUAGUCAUCCCCGUCCCCAAGAUGCGUGGGCUCGUCUACGCGAAGUUGUGCGUCUUCAUUAUCUCCGCCGUGGCCAUGCUCGCCUGGACGGCCACAAAAGCAGGCGGUCUCGGUCCUGUCGUCCGGCAGGGCGGUACGGCGACGGGGUCGAGGAGGGCGUGGCUCAUUGUGCAGUUCCUGAUGCUCGGCGCGGCCAACUGUGCCACCUUUGCGAGUAACGCUGCCGAUUUCCAGCGAUACGCCAAGAAGAAGAACGAUGUCAUUGUCGGCAACCUCUUCUGUUUCCCCGUGGCCAACUUCAUUGUGGCGGCGGUGGGGAACCUCGUCUGCGCCUCUAGCGAGUUGAUCUUUGGCGAGUUAAUUUGGAACCCAGUGACGCUGCUGGAUAAUCUCCAGACAGCCGAGUAUACGGCGGCCAAUCGAGCUGGAUGUUUCUUUAUUGCCGGUUGCUUCGCGUACUGCUGCAUCUUCAGUUCCAUCUUUGAGAACUCCUUGCCGGCUGGUAACGAUAUCGCGGCCUUGUUCCCCAAGUAUCUCACCGUCCGAAGAGGCUUCUUUGUCUGCGCCGUCAUUUCGUUUGCCAUCAACCCUUGGUUCCUGCUGGGCUCUGCCUCCGUCUUCGUAUCCUUCCUCUCAUCCUACCAAAUCUUCCUCUCCGCCAUCACGGGCGUCCUGCUGGUGAACUACUACAUCAUCGGCCGCGGCCGUAUCAGCAUCCCGGAUUGUUUCACGUCCAUGAAGUCAGGGGCCUAUCACUACUCCCAUGGCUGGAACAUCCGUGCCUACGUCGCCUACAUCGUCGGCAUCGUUCCCAACUUUUAUGGCUUCCUCAAUAAUAUGGGUGUUUCGGCCCCCAUUGGCGUCACAAGGUUCUACUUCUUUGCGUACUGGGUUGGUUUGUUCCUGUCCGGCUUUACCUUUUGGGUUUCCUGCAAGAUCUGGCCGCCUCCGAUCAUGGAAGAGGGAUGGGUUGAGCCCAAGGACUAUGUGAGGCCCGAAGAGCUGGAAGGCGAGGGGCAGAUGAUUGAGGCAGUCGACAUGCCCCAUAGCGGCGAGGUGAUGGACCAUGAAAAAGGUCUUGGUGAAAAAGCGGCGCAGGUGUGGUGUAAUGAACCACAAAGCUGCCGAGAAGGCGACACGACACAUGAGAUAGACCCGUUCAGAUAA